Molecule: messenger RNA, 2655 nt
Organism: Zingiber officinale
Lineage: Eukaryota; Viridiplantae; Streptophyta; Magnoliopsida; Zingiberales; Zingiberaceae
Product: probable pectinesterase/pectinesterase inhibitor 34
Exons: 2
Coding region: 710-2497 (595 amino acids)
Biological process (GO): cell wall modification
Molecular function (GO): pectinesterase activity; pectinesterase inhibitor activity
Source: RefSeq, a predicted model, not a curated record
GACAAUAUUGUGCCCUGAUAUAUUGAGCGAGGGCACGGGUAACAGCACGCAAUUCUUCAUGUGUCCUACCACCAUUUUUCAUUUGCCUGAUUGAUUGGCGUUCAAAUCAAGCAGUCAAUGCCCGAAAAAACCAUUCACUAACCGAUGACCAAACCCAUCGGCAUGCAAAAGGAUCUACCAUUCCCUUAUCUUCCCAGGGGGUCAUGACAGACGACUUGGACGACAAUCAAACCCUUAAUUAGUUUUUGCUAAACCUGCAGCUCUUGUCCUUCAUGUGCCCACUUUAAAUAUUUCUCAUCAUGUGCCACAUGCGCUGUUUCCUGCCUUCUCAUCCUUCUCUUUCAGGCAGCCUUGCAAUGCAGGGCGCCAAUGCCUGCAAAUCCUUGCAGCUCAAUUUCAAGUAAAUGUUGGCACUUAACUCAGCCAGAGCUUCAGAUCGAUGUAGAAAACAGAGGGCACUGGUGUUGCAUGCAGUGGCAGUACUGUGGGUUGUGAGGGAGAGAUAAAGCAGAGAGGGCGAGGAAGUAGAAGCCAGCUCACGGAGCAGGACAUGGACCUCCCACCAAACUCUUGUUAUUACUUACUACUGUGGGCUUGCUAUAAUUAUAAACCUACCUCACUGACACACACAAACACACACAGACACUCGACGUCCUACUGCUUUUCUUGCCGUCGUCUUUCCUUUUGAUAUUCGAGUCUAGAUCGCCACAUGGGCUACGGCCGAGUCGCCUCGUCCGAGUCGCUCCCCUCCCUGUCCGAUCUGCAACUGCAAGCGAGUCGCGACGCGUCCAGAGCGCGCCGCCGGGUGUUCCUCUGCCUUGGCCUUGUCGCCGUGCUUUUGCUCGUGACUUCCGGUUUCUCGGUGGCGAUAUUCGUGCGCCGCCGGGAGCCGGAUGAGGGGACGACUCCUCCGGCGCGCCGGCGGACGCCGAGCCAGACCUUAUCGCGCGCCUGCGGAUUGACUCGGUACCCGGCCCUCUGCCUGCGCUCGCUGCUCGACUUCCCGGGGGGCCUCGGCGCGGCCCGGGAGCGCGACCUCGUCCACGUGUCGCUCAACAUGACGCUCCACCGCGUCAGUGCGGCCAUCUACGGCGCAUCCGCCAUUGCCGGCGCGGCCAUGGACGGGCUCUCCCGCUCCGCGUACGAGGACUGCAUGGAGCUGCUCGACCACUCGCAGGAGCAGCUCUCCAACUCGCUCCUAGCGGUGGCCCCCGUCGGGGUUUCGCCUCAGUCGCGGGCCCGGGUGAAGGGGUUCUCCGACGAGGACGUGGUCACCUGGCUCAGCGCCGCGCUCACCAACCAGGACACCUGCGACGAGGGGCUGCAACAGGUGACCGACCUCCGCGUGAAGCGGCACAUGAAGAGCCAGACGAAGGACCUCACCGAGCUCGUCAGCAAUUGCCUCGCCAUCUUCUCCAGCUUCGGCCGCAAUAAAGACUUCGCCGGCAUUCCGAUCCACGACAAGAGGAGACGGAAGCUAUUGGAGUUCCCUUCGUGGGUGCGGAAGAAGGACAGAAGGCUGCUCCAGGCGCCGGCGUCGAGCAUCCAAGCCGACAUGGUCGUGUCCAAGGACGGAAACGGCAGUUACACCUCCAUUGCCGAUGCGGUGAAGGCGGCACCAGAAUACAGCACUCGCCGCAUCAUCAUCUACAUCAAGGCAGGGCAGUACGACGAGAACAUCAAAGUUGGACGAAAGAAGACGAAUCUCAUGUUCAUCGGCGACGGCAAAAGCAAGACCAUCAUCGCCGGGUCGCGGAGUGUGACCGACAACUUCACCACCUUCCACACUGCAACUUUCGCGGCGACAGGGACGGGAUUCAUAAUGAGGGACAUAACGGUGCAGAAUUGGGCGGGGCCGGAGAAGCACCAGGCGGUGGCACUGCGGGUAGGGGCGGACCACGCUGUGGUUUACAGAUGCAACGUGAUCGGGUACCAGGACACUCUAUACGUGCACUCUCAGCGGCAGUUCUUCCGGGAGUGCGACGUCUACGGCACCGUCGACUUCAUCUUCGGCAACGCGGCGGUGGUACUUCAGAACUGCAGCCUGUGGGCGCGGCGCCCGAUGCCGAUGCAGAAGAACACCAUCACGGCGCAGAACCGGAAGGACCCCAACCAGAACACCGGCAUUUCCAUCCACGCCUGCAGAGUGGUGGCGGCAACAGACUUAGAGCCGGUCAAGGCCAACUAUUCCACCUACCUCGGUCGGCCGUGGAAGCUCUACUCCAGGACGGUUUUCAUGAUGUCCUACAUGGAGGACCACAUCCACCCGGUGGGGUGGCUGGAAUGGAACGCCACCUUCGCCCUCGAUACCUUAUACUACGGCGAGUACAUGAACUACGGCCCAGGGGCGGCCGUCGGUAAGAGAGUGCAGUGGCCAGGAUACCGGGUGAUCACGCUGCCGGCGGAGGCCAGCAAGUUCACGGUGGCGCAGUUCAUCUUCGGUUCCUCAUGGUUGCCCUCCACAGGCGUCGCCUUCUUGGCCGGCUUGUCCGUGUGAAAAAUCAAAAUCAGUACCUUCCUCUACAAAUUUAUUUUCUCCUAGAUUUCAUUCCCUUUGUUUUAUAAUAUGUGAUCUCUCUUCCUCUCAUGUCAUAGUUUAAUUUUUUUCCCCCUGAAUUUUUCAGAAACAGAUCGAUGGCAACUCCUUCAAUUAAA